AUGUUCCAAGAAGUAGCUGCAAAGAUAAUGUUGUUAGAAUUCGUGAGCACGUUUUUUUAGACGACUUUUGAAGAUGUAUAUAAACCAAAUGUGGUGCGUUUUGUAGCAUCAGUAUCUGGGGUUCGCUCAUUGGAGCUGGUUUCGGGAGUUAGUUCGGCACAAGAGAUGAAUUUGUUAAUAGUAGCCGCGUUGGCCGCGGUUUGCGGCGCGGCCAAGCUCGACCGCACUUACCUGCCUCCUGCAUCAGCCAGGACUGCAGGAGGCAGUGCAGCAUCGCUGCAGGCUCCUAACUCCUUCAGCCAGAACUCGGCUCCUAAAGGGAGCUACGACAAUGACUUCCAGGGCGUGGUUGUCGACGCUGCUCUUGCAGGAACUAGAGGUGCUGCAGGAUCCGAAGAUACUGGCCUCGGCGCUCCCCGUGACACCUACGGUUCCACUGCCUCUAAAGUAGGCGAAGCUGCCUUCCGAGGCGCCCAGGCUGGAUUCAGGUUCCCUCAAGGCUUCGGUCCUAACUCCGCAUUCGCUUCCCACACUUCACAUGAUUCAGAGUUUGAAGCAAGAGAGUCGCCUGAAGGUUUAGAAGUUUCUGGAGAGUCUCAAUUUGUAGAUUCAAGACCAGAGCGUCCCCAAGCAGCUCAGGAACGCGCUGCCAACACUUUGAGGUUCGACAACAAAGUUGGUGAUGAGGGCUUUACCUACGCAUUUGAAACUGAUAAUGGAAUUUCUGCUGAAGAGACUGGAACAGCAACCAACGGCGUCCAAGCUCAGGGCGGUUACUCGUACACUGGAGACGACGGGAAAGUGUACACGGUAACGUACACUGCCGACGAGGGCGGGUACCAGCCCAGGGGUGAUCAUCUGCCGACCCCGCCUCCGAUCCCGGAGGAGAUCCUGAAGUCAUUGGAGCAGAACGCCAGGGAUGAGGCUAAUGGUGUUGUUGAUGAUGGCUUGUACGAUGCUCAGAAGUACAAUGCGGGAGGCGAUUACGCGGAAAGUGACAGCGCUAAUGGUAAACAGAAUGGCGGGCCAUCAGCCGGUACUGGGAACACCGAUGUCGAUGCAAGCCGCACAUUCAUUAAUCAGAACAUUCAGAACGAGCCUUUCAACCCCAACAGACAAGGCGGUGACAAAACAGUGAACCAGUUCACAAGCUUCCAAAAGAACGCUGCGAACAGAGUUGGAUCGAGAAACGAGUAUUUGCCUCCGUUCCAACAGACACAAAACCAAAGGCAACAGAACCCUAACACGGAUAGUUCAGAUGCUGAUUCAUCCUCAAGCUACCAACAUGAAUCGACUGAGGGUUCUGGAAAUUUCCAUUCCCCGUCUCAACAGAACCGACCAACUUCUCAAUCUUUCAGUUCAAGACCCACCACUAAUCAAUUCAAUGACUUCAAACAAAGCACCAUCGGAAAUCAGGUCAACCAACAUGGAAACCGAUUAUCUUCCCAAAGCAAUAGGCAGCAGUUUGGCUCCGCGGCAAACACUGCCCCCCAAAACGGACGUAACCAGUUCUUGGCUCACACUUCAGCCUCUUUCGACUCUCAACAUGCAACUUCCGUCCCUGAUACUGAACUGACUACCGCUUUUGAAACAAGUCCCCAAGAUGCUCCGUCAGCUCCAUCUUCUGCACCUACUACCAACGCAUUUGGUUUCAAGAACCAGCCUAGUCACAACGGACAGUCGCACUUUGCGUCACAAAACUCACAUCUUCAGACUUCCCAGGCCCCUGCACAACCAACCACUCCAUCUUUCCCUCAGUCUAGACCUCAAACCUCUAAUAACCGCCCAGUUGGUGGAAAUAGGAAUACUCAAUCAGCACUCCCUACCCAAGCACCCCGUCAGCAAGAACAGUUCACCCAACAGACUGCUUUUGGUAGCAGGCGCCCUCAAUUUCCUCAAAACCAAUUCUCUCAAAACGCUGAUAACCAAUUCUCUCCCAGCACUCAGAGACCUCAAUUCGCCCAACAAGCUACCGUUCAGGAUGAUUCUUAUUACUACAAUCAGCCUUCUAGAGCUUUUAAUACACCCCAGUCACCCUCGAGGUUUUCAAGCGCGCCAGCUAAUCAGUUUGAUAGAGUAACCCAACGCCCAUCGUCUUCCCAAGCUCCCCAAGAAGAAGAAAACUAUCCUUCAACUGUAUUCCCAUCGCAAAACAGCCAGCGUCAAAGUCCAUCUAGGCGACCUUCGUUCCUCACUCAAUCGACUCCGUCAGAUAACCAGUUCCAGAGUAAUGCUAUCGCUUCAGCUACCAAUGGGAUCACACAAGCAUCCGCCUCUCCUUUUACUGCUCCUACAUCAGCUCCUAGUUUCAACGGUCAGCAUUCGAGCCACUCCAGGCAACAAUUGCAACACUCAUCCCUCCAAUCAAGCCGUCCUUCAUCACCUCAACCCAGCAAGGCUUCUUACAGUGCGCAACCCACAUCCCAAUCGCAGUCCAGUGGAGCUCUAUCGAGCCAAUUUGAAAAACAGAACUUCGAGUCGGCUAAGCCUUUGAGCCAGCAGCCAUUGCAAGAAGUGAAAGAGAUCAAGCUUGAUGACGACACCAAGCCAGAAGCGCCUGUAACGAACCUACAGUACACUGGAGAGGUAUAUGAAUACACCAAGCCAGCGGAGAUGCUGCCGCCUCCAGAAAAUGGAUUCGGACAGUUCGGAACUAAAUUGCCAAGCACUCAGAAACCUGCUGAUCCGCAACCCCAAUUAGGACAGACUGCUUCAGCUCAAACUACUUUGCAACCCCAUUUUGGACAGCCUACCACUACAGCUCAAGCUACCUCUCAAAAUUUUGCUCCCCAAUCUACUCCGUUCACUCAAAGCGCUAAGGCUCAACAAGCCAAUCAAUUCGGAUCUCGACCUCAAUUUGGACAGUCUACCGCUUCAGCUCCGGCAUCAUCGAAGCCGUUUGCGCCGCAACCUACUCAGUUCAGUCAAAGUUCACAAGGCAAAUUCGGAUCCCGGCCUCAGGUCGGACAACCUGGGACUUCGUCUCAACAGGCAACAUCUGAAUCGUUCGCUCCUCAACCUACCCAGUUCAGUCAAAGCGGCAAGAUUUCACAAGGCAACCAAUUCGGAUCCCGACCUCAAUCCGGACAGUCUACCACUUCACCUCAACAGGCUACAUCUGACUCAUUCGCUCCUCAACCCACCCAGUUUAGUCAAAGCGCAAAAGCCCAGCAGAAUACCUUCGGAUCCCGUCCCCAAUUUGGUCAGGUACACUCACAGUCCCACCAAUCAACAUCGUUUAGUCCAAAGCCCCAAUUUGGUCAAGCUAUCCAAGGUGAUCAGUUUAGCGCUCAAACUCAGGAAUCCACUGACGAGUUCGAUGCUAAACCUGUCAAACAGCAGUUCAACCCAGCGCAAAGUCAAACUGACCAAAAUAGUCAUCAAUUCAACCAGCGUAGACCAUCUCAAGGAAAUUUUUUCGCUACUGCUGCUGAAACUCCCAAACCUUUCGGUCAAGGAGAUACGAGCACAUGUUGCCAAGGUGUGUUCGGUCAGCAACCCAGCUUCGGCAAGCCUAGUCAGGAUAGUUCCAUUGCUUCGACUUUCCAAAGCAACUCCGCCUUUAAACCAACGCAGAGUUCGUCAGUCGCCGGAAAAGGAGAAGUUUUUGGAGGACCCAGGGCGCCACCUAGCUUUGACGAAUCGGGUUACCAUAUUAUAGUCCUAUCCCUUAUAGCCUUUGGCUAUGCUGCGAAGUUAGACAGGACGUAUUUACCACCACCUGGAGCUGCGACUGCCGGGGGAAGCCCUGGGUCCCUAAACGCGCCUGGACAGAGCUUUGGGCAGCAGGCUCCAGGAUUUCGAGGAUCUCAGUCUCAGGCGGGACCUGCUACUGGACCGAGCCAGGCCGGUCCUGGCUUUGGUGGAUCUAACCAGCCUUCUGGACCUGCUGGAUUUGGCAAUACUGGAUCAUCAUCAGGAUUCGGACGUGGAUCUAACCAGCCUUCUGGAUCAGGAUACGGACGGCCUGAAUCCAAUCAACCUUCCGGACCUUCAGGAUUUGGCAGCAACGCUGGUUCAUUCGGCCGCCCUUCUGGACAGGCUGGGUCUCAGGCCUUCCAGCCUAGCGGCACUGGUGUUCAACCUCCUUCUUCCCAGUUUGGUUUUGCGCAAAAUGGACCCCAGCAGCCUGAGCGUCCUCAAGCGGCAGCUGACAGGAACGCAGAAAUCCUCCGAUACGAUAACCAGAAUGACGGUGAAACGUUCUCUUACAACUUCGAGACUUCGAAUGGCAUUUCUGCUGAGGAGUCAGGAGUAGCCACGAACGGUGUCCAGGCUCAAGGCGGUUUCUCGUACACUGGUGACGACGGCCAGUUUUACAAGAUUUCGUACACCGCUGACGAGAACGGAUAUCUGCCCCAGGGUGACCAUCUGCCUACACCUCCCCCUAUUCCUGAUGAGAUCCUGAGGUCCAUUGAGGAGAACGCGAGGGCUGCUGCUGCUGGGACUCAAGAAGGUGCCUACAACCCCGAAGAAGACAACGCUCCGGUAUACAACGCUCCCUCCUUCAACAAAGCUCAACAGUUCGGCGGCUCCAGCGGCUUCGGACCUUCGGCCUCUGGUGGACCAUCUGGACCUCAGGGAUCUGGCUUCAAUCAGGGCUCGACCCAAGGAAGUGCUGGACCAACUAGACCUCAGGGAUCUGGUUUCAAUCAGGGCUCGACUCAAGGAAGUGCUGGACCAUCUAGACCCCAGGGACCUGGUUUCAACCAGGGCCAAGGAAGCCAUGGAUUUGGCCAAGGACCUCAAGCCCAAUCAGCCUUCAACGGAAAUGGCAACCAAGCAUUCUCUGGCCAGCGUGCUCAAGGUCAAACUGGAGGUCAGGCUGGCUAUGACUACGCCAGGCCCCAGAGUCAGGGUCGUCAGCUUAAUGGAAACGCUAACGCUAUACCAUCUGGACCCUUUAAGCCUUCAGGCGCUCAGAACCAGGCCAGGCCCUUCCCAGGCCAGAAUCAGCCGAGCCAGCCCUCAGGUCAAGCCAGACCCUUCUCAGGACAAAACCAGCCGUCUGGCCCAGCUUCCAACCAGAGACAAUACCUGGCUCCUGAGCCUCAGCAGCGUCAACCUGGAAACCAAGCCGGAUCUGCUCCUCAGUCAUUCAACCAGGGUCCCCAAGGUCCCCGAAGCCAAGGUCAGGGCUCUGCCCAGUUUAACCAGAACCAAAUUGGAUCUGGAUCGCAGCCUAGCCAAGGACCGUCUAACUUUGGCCAGAACCGCCCUUCCAACCAGCCAUCUCAAGGUUCCCCAGCUCAGAGAGGCCCCCAGGGUCCCCAAGGCCCAAGAGGUCAGGGCAACACUCAACAAGAUGGCUACGAAUACAACCGACCUCAAAACGCUUUCAACGCUGGCAGCCAAUCCAGGCCUCAGGGUCCUAAUGGCUCAAGACCUCAAGCUGCUUUCCCUGGCUCAAGCUCUCAAGGUCAACCUGGAUUCCCUCAGACUGGUUUCCCUGGUGCCCAAGGGCAAGGUGCGUUCCCUGGAUCUAACCGUCCAGCGGCUCCAGGACCUCAAGGUUUCCCUGGUUCCCAGGCACCCAGAGGUCAGGGUCUCGGACAGCAACCCCAAAGGCCUUCCAAUCAGGAAACUUUCGGAGGACCCCGGCAACCACCCAGCUUCAGUCCUGAAGAAGGAUACAAAUACUGAACAGCCAAAGGACGAUAGCUCAUAUGAAUGCGGCAUUAGAAAAUAAACAAAAAAAGUUACUCUGUACGUAGUUUUAUGUUGUACAUAGUAAGUUUAAUGUUUUGUCACUGUGUGAUAGAAGGGAAAUAAAUUAUGCAAUUUUCGAAAGCGAAAA
Molecule: messenger RNA, 5797 nt
Organism: Cydia strobilella
Lineage: Eukaryota; Metazoa; Arthropoda; Insecta; Lepidoptera; Tortricidae
Product: hornerin-like
Exons: 7
Coding region: 166-5643 (1825 amino acids)
Source: RefSeq, a predicted model, not a curated record